This is a messenger RNA of Prorocentrum cordatum, 1014 nucleotides long. Lineage: Eukaryota; Dinophyceae; Prorocentrales; Prorocentraceae. The record is from the annotation of a GenBank genome assembly.
AUGGCGUGCGCGGCGCCGCCAGCUGCCAUGGAGAUCGUGGCCGUAGCGAAGGACGGCGUCCACAUCUACCAGUACCAGCCCGGUGAUGAGGUGGGGCCGCCCGCGCACAGCUUCCCGGCGGUGCCCACGGCGGAGGGCUGCGUCUGGAGUGCGGACGGCGCCCUCCUGGCCCUCGUGGACCCGAGCACGGGGGGCGCCGUGGUCUACAGCGCGGCCGAGGAGUACGCGGAGCUGUGCAGAGUGCCGCCGCUGACUGGAGACCAGAUUAGGAACAUGUAUUUCUCGCCGGCCGGCAACCACUUAGUCACGUACGAGCGCUAUGUGAAAGAUGCGGGCAACAACGUGGGUGUCUGGAACGCCCGCACCGGUGAGUCCCGCUUCGCCUUCACCCUCAAGCAGCAGACGAGCAUGAACUGGCCGCCCCUGAAGUGGACGAGCCUGGAGACCCACUGCUGCCGCAUGGUCCAGGAUGGCGUGGUCAUAACCGGCGGCGGCUGCCAGAAGGGUGGGGACUCGAGCAAGAUCGAGGCUCCAGGCAUCAUGGCCUUCGAGGUCGCCCCUCGCGGAGCCGGGACCGGACCUCCGCACAUUGCUAUCUGCAUCGCCGAGUCCAAGGGCGCCCCGGCGAGGUGUCAGAUCUUCAACCUCGAGAGCCCCUCGCGGCCGACGGCUGUGAAGAAUUUCUUCAAGGCUCAGACCGUACAGAUGCUGUGGAACAACACGGGGUCCGCGCUGCUGGUGAAGAGCGCCACCGAGGUGGACGAGUCUGGCAAGAGCUACUACGGGGGCAACCACCUCUACUUUCUGAGGGCCGACGGCGAGGAGUCCUCCAUCGUGGCCAACCCGGACGAGGGCCUGAUCCACGACGUGUCGUGGAGCCCGACGCAGGCCGAUGGGGCGCCCGGGGGCACCUCUGGCAGUCGCGGCCUGUGCAUCGUGGGGUCGGCGACUGCAAUCUGGGCCUACUGGGCCGGAGGAUCGCGCCGCUGGGAGGCCUCUAUACAAUGGGUGUGA